AUGAAGAGCAGCACCUUUGUUUAUGAACGUAAUCUGAAUUGCACUGGUAUUUUGAUGAAUGAGGACUUGGAACAUGGGUACAUCGUUACGGUUGUUUUACUGACGGAGUUCCAAACUUUUGAGGACAAGUCCAGUGCCAUUAAUCAGAACACUGGUGUCAGUGAAAGACUUGCUGAGAUGAUCAGGGUGUGGCUCCCUGGGAAGAAAAUGGCAGUCGGAAAGCCUGAAUAUAAGAAAAUCACUGAAGAGAGAUUGGAAAUAGAAUGCCUGUAUAAUGAACGGGUGAUGGAGGUAAUGUGGGGCAUACAGAAUUGCAUGCCAGGUUUGAUACCUAUAGAAAAAUCACAGCUGGCUAAAGAGGACCGCCUCCCGAGUAAGGGAUUGCAAGAAUUCUUGAAGUGUUAUGGCUGCAAUGUCAAACCAGAGAUGGUCAAUGAACAAAUUGUUGCGACGGCUUCCACAUUGUCUGCGUGUGAUUAUGUUGAGAAGAAAUAUUCUCUAGUCUUGCGCGAAGCAGGUGCUGUCAUUAAGGAUGUGUCUGGCAUCAGCUGUGAGGGUUGGAGCUUACUGGACAUUGCAACAGCUCUGAAGAUUAUAUGGAAGCCUAAAAAAGUUGGCAAUUCUUCUCUGGUUUCAAAAGAUGAGGCACUAAGAUUGGUGAACGAUGCAUCUAAAUAUGAAGCUCUGGUGAAUAAGUAUCCUUGUUUUCGAGCCUACAAAGACAUGUCGAAAGCUCAUGAUGAUAGGAUCUCGAAAGAACUACUGAAAUCAUUGGUUGAGGGCCUGAAGAAACCAUAAGGCUCACAGCUAGCUGAAACUGCUUGUUCUUAGUCUGAAGGGAGUUUUUGGCAUGUUGGUUCACCGGGUAUUAUUGAACAUAAGCUGAUCUUGGUUGACUUUAUUGCAGUCUCAGUCUGAGAUGGUC
Molecule: messenger RNA, 925 nt
Organism: Triticum aestivum (bread wheat)
Lineage: Eukaryota; Viridiplantae; Streptophyta; Magnoliopsida; Poales; Poaceae
Exons: 5
Coding region: 1-798 (265 amino acids)
Cellular component (GO): small-subunit processome; box C/D methylation guide snoRNP complex
Molecular function (GO): snoRNA binding
Source: RefSeq, a predicted model, not a curated record